AUGUGUGGUGUGGUGACGAUGGAUAGUCGACGGCUGCAUUACCCUGGCUACCUUGCCCUAGUGCUCAUCAUGGAGUCCGAUCGGAAUCAGGCCAAUGCUGGCAAAUGCAAUCAAAUGGUUCAUCGUGCACGAUUUAUGCAAUUUAUACCUCAAAGCAUUGAAUGGAUUGCUGUGGAUGAAGUAGAAAAACCGUUCAAGCUCGCAUUAGCCAGAUCGGAUGGUAGCAUUGAAAUUUGGAGAUAUCUUGAUAGAUGGUUCCAAGAAGGGGUUAUUCCUGGUAUUACUGGAACAUCUCUUAGGUCGUUAUUGUGGAUCAACGGCCGCCUUUAUUCUGCUGGUCUUCACGGGAGUAUUGCAGAAUGGGAUAUCAAACGAUUAAGAAUGAAGGCAAGUACUGCGUCUGGAGCUGGAUCGAUUUGGUGUAUGGCAUGCAAUCACAGCAAAACAACUUUAGCGAUCGGCUGUCAGGAUGGUUCUGUUAGAUUGUUUGCUGUUGAUCCGGAAUUAGCUUUAGAGAAAGUAUUCAUUAGACUUGAAUGCCAAGUCGUAUCGCUUGCAUGGAGCUAUGAUGACGAUGUUAUUGUAACUGGAACAGAUAAAAGUAUGAUGUGGAUUUGGGAUGUUAGCACAGGUACUUCCAAAAUGAGAAUAACUUUAGAUGAAUUUCAGAAAAAAUCGACGGUUGUAUGGGCAGUAACCAUAAUGAAGGACAAAACCAUCAUUAGUGCGGACUCUUUAGGCAAAAUACAAUUUUGGAAUGGAAAUUUCGGCACCUUAAUUUCCGCAUUUCAAUGUCAUCAAGCAGAUGCUUUGACUCUAUGUCUGAAUAAGGAUUCAAAAUCGGUUAAAUGGGUAAGAUCCGGAUUUUCAACUCGUGGUCAUACUCAUGAUGUCAACUCUUUAGCUAUGGCUGAAAUUAAAACUGACAAUUGGGUGGUAAUUUCAGGAGGGGUUGAUGGUAGCCUUGUAAUGCAUAAAAGUCAUGCUUUUGGAUUGAAACCACCUAUAAAAGUGGUACCAUUUCCACAGUAUCCCGUAGUUUCUCAUGCAGCUAAGAAUAAUAUUGUCCUCUAUCAAAAGCAACGUUCACUCCAAUUUUGGUCUUUAGGAUCGGCCGAGAGACCGGCCGUAAAAAGUGCUCAUAGAAUGUGCUUUACAUCGGAUGAUUGUAAAUUAAUAAUCGCAACCACAAAUGGUAUUAUUCAGGUAUUGGAACUCAGACCAGAAGGCGUCUCUCUUCAAUUGGAAUAUAAUAUUCAAAAUGAUAUAGAGGAUUUUGGACCUGGUGUAUCCCUUUGCUGUAGCUGCGACACUAAUUUGGUCGCUUAUGCCGAUAGCUCUGGCCAGAUAUUUGUAUUCGAUGUAUCGGAAGAAGAGAAAUAUUGUGAAGUACCAAGAUUUGAUGCUCAGCCUGCAUGCGUAUCUUUCCAACCAGAUAGUCAUAUAUUAGCAAUUGCCUGUGUUAAUAAUCAGAUUCAACUGUACGACUGUGAUGAAAAAGAGCUGACCCAAUGGUCAAAGGAAUGCAUUAUGCGUAGCAUGCCUAAGGAUUGGUAUAAAAGUGAAGUUAUGGUUCAUAUUACUUUCGAUCCAAGUAAUUCUUCUCGUAUCAUGUUACAUGAUUGUAAGGCUCUGUACUUCAUUGACCUUGUCAAGCCCAUUCCUUCGGUCGAUGCUGUUUUAUCUUCCAAAAAGAGGAAGCGAAAGAGAAGUAAAGCCGUUUCUGAUUUGUCUCCUGUUGCAGAUAAUUUUGUAAUAUAUGAUCGAUAUAAGCUUAUUUUGCAUGCAGAUUACUUGUCUGAUGGUAGUAUAUACGUAGUGGAGAUACCUCCUUUUUCAAUGUUGGAGAGUCUACCGCCUGUUUUGGAAAGGAAAGUUUUCGGAACCUGA
This is a messenger RNA of Trichoplax adhaerens, 1890 nucleotides long. RefSeq lists its product as uncharacterized. Gene Ontology annotation, biological process: maturation of SSU-rRNA from tricistronic rRNA transcript (SSU-rRNA, 5.8S rRNA, LSU-rRNA). NCBI's taxonomy places the organism in Eukaryota, Metazoa, Placozoa, Uniplacotomia, Trichoplacea, Trichoplacidae. The coding region runs from base 1 to 1890 and encodes 629 amino acids. The record is from RefSeq and is a predicted model, not a curated record. Gene Ontology annotation, cellular component: 90S preribosome; t-UTP complex; small-subunit processome. The transcript is spliced from 18 exons. Gene Ontology annotation, molecular function: protein binding; RNA binding.